This is a messenger RNA of Lachnellula hyalina, 591 nucleotides long. RefSeq names its product Protein LURP-one-related. Lineage: Eukaryota; Fungi; Ascomycota; Leotiomycetes; Helotiales; Lachnaceae. The record is from RefSeq and is a predicted model, not a curated record. The transcript has 2 exons. Bases 1 to 591 code for a protein of 196 amino acids.
AUGCCCCCUAUGCAACUCGCCCCCUUCAACCCCCCUCUAGGCAUCAACCCCGCCUACUGCGUCCCCCGGCAAACCAUCCUCGCCAUGAAAGAAAAAGUAUGGUCCCUCUCCGGCGACACCUUCCACAUAACCGACGAGGCCGGCCACGAAGUCGUGCAAUGCCGCGGCCAGACCUUCUCGCUGUCCGACCGUAAAGAAUUCGCCGAUAUAGCCGGCCGCCCGCUCUUCUCGCUACGUACGAAAUUGUUGAGUAUACAUAAGUCCUUUUAUGCUGAGGCGCCUGGGGGACAGGUGUUGUUUGAGGUUAAGGGGAAGUUUAGCAUCGGCACGUCGAAAAUGAUAGCAACUUUCCAAAACGCUUCAAAUGGUGCACCUAUAGAACUCCUCGUCAAAGGCGACUGGCUUGAUCGCAGCGCUACAAUCACCAUGGGGAAUGUAGUCGUAGCGCAAAUCUCGCGGAGCUACUUCAACAUGCGGGAGAUUUUCGGCGGGCAGCAGAGUUAUUAUGUUACUGUUGCGCCGAAUGUCGAUCUGGCGCUCAUGGCUGCCAUUUGUGUUUGUCUUGAUGAGAAGGAGAAUGAGAAGAAGUGA